AAUCAUUCACAAGCAAGGACAGAAAGGAAGCCCUACAGAUAAAAGGCACUCCAUAGAGAUUUAUUGUCAUGGAAAAUGACACUGAUGAAGUUUUUUGACCUGUGACUAUUUUAUAACAAAAUAAUUUUUGUAAUAUAGAAGUACUGUGGUUCUUUCCUAUUCAAUCAGACUUCAGAAUAAAUAUUUUGGCAUUUGGCUAACGCUAAGGCAAGAACUGAUCAGUAGUAUUUUCUGUCAAGAAACUGCCAUUGAUGUUGGAAUUACUUAAAAGACCUGUUGAUUUUGUGGCCUUAGGGCCAUUAUGACAUCAAACUGUAGCUAAAAUUAAUCCAAUGCAACAAGAAUUUCAAGACCAGCAGCACAAAAAUGAUGACUUAACUGAAUGGGACAAGAAGGCACAUAUUUUCAAGAAGACCUCUUUAUUUACAGAGUAAAAGUUUUCUUCCAAGAUGACUAGUAGUGCAAACUCUGAAGACUCUUACGUGCCCUCCAGAACAAGGCAUUAUGGUAUCUCUUCCUGCAGAAGUUCUAAAAUAGAGGUCAACUACUUGAAAGAAUUGAAUGAGGAUUUAAAGCUAAGGAAGCAGGAACUGCUAGAAAUGCUAAAACCUCUAGAAAAUAAGAACAACCUCUUAUUGCAGAAGUUAAUGUCCAACUUGGAGGAAAAACAAAACAGUCUGCAGAUCAUGAGGCAAAUCAUGGCAGGGAAAGGGAGUGAUGAAUCUUCAGUUAUGGAGCUCAUUGACGAAGCAGAGGAAAUGAAACAGAAUCUGGAAAGGAAAAACAAGAUGCUUUGGAAGGAAAUGGAGAUGCUAUGGAACAAGACAUUUGACACAGAUGAAUACAGAGAUCAACCAAAAACACCACAGAUAAAAAAUAAGGCAGACUCACAAGAUGCAAAGGUUCCCCAAACCCUCUUGUCAUCUAGGAAAAUCAAGAAUGAACUGGACACAUCAUGUGAACUGAAGGAGAUGAAGAAGGAAAAACAACAGAGGAAAAUGGAAUGGAUCAUGUACCAGGAUCCAGUCAACAUCCAUCAGAAUGACUUUCAUGGCAAGGUGAUAGAGCUGAGAAUUGGAGCCUUGAAGAACUACCAGAAGGCCAAUGACCUGAAAUUAUCACUGUACUUACAGCUGAAUUCUGAGCCAAAGCAAACAACUUUUAAUCUCCCUGGGACCCAAGGUACUAUGGCAACUACAACUAUUGGCAGAGCAGCUACCAGCAGAAAUGACUCUAAUAUGAAGAUUUCUGGGAUCACAGACUACAGGGCACAACAAGGAGCUAAAGGAAGUAUGUUUGAUGAGGUAGGAAAGGCUCCUUUUUCUGAGGCCCCACUAUCAGCUGAAACACUGAAAGUUGAGAAGACUUCCCUCCAUUUGCUUUGGACAGAAAGGCACUGUUAUUUGUGCUAAUUAAACUCUCAAACUUUUGUUUUAGUGCUGUUUCCCAACUCUGUUCCCACCAAACUGAAUGGAAAUACUAGUUAGAAGGUUGGCCUUAAAACUGUUAAGAAUUUAUUCAUUGUAAACAGUCUCUGAUUAUUUGGUAGCUUUCGAUUUUGAGAUGAUGGAAUUCAAAGCAUGUUGUAUGCAACAAGACCAUAAAAAGUUGCUCCUCCCU
Messenger RNA from Talpa occidentalis (Iberian mole), 1620 nucleotides. RefSeq names its product coiled-coil domain containing 196 (gene CCDC196). The record is from RefSeq and is a predicted model, not a curated record. The transcript is spliced from 11 exons. Bases 450 to 1412 code for a protein of 320 amino acids. NCBI's taxonomy places the organism in Eukaryota, Metazoa, Chordata, Mammalia, Eulipotyphla, Talpidae.